Molecule: messenger RNA, 7505 nt
Organism: Drosophila grimshawi
Lineage: Eukaryota; Metazoa; Arthropoda; Insecta; Diptera; Drosophilidae
Gene: DNApol-epsilon255
Product: DNA polymerase epsilon catalytic subunit 1
Exons: 4
Coding region: 59-6850 (2263 amino acids)
Biological process (GO): nucleotide-excision repair, DNA gap filling; leading strand elongation; DNA replication proofreading
Cellular component (GO): epsilon DNA polymerase complex; nucleus
Molecular function (GO): DNA-directed DNA polymerase activity; nucleotide binding; zinc ion binding
Source: RefSeq, a predicted model, not a curated record
GCCUGCUGUUUUGUGUGUGAUAAAUAAAUAAUAUAUGCAACGUAAAUAAAACAAAACCAUGGCUGACUUUGGCAAAGCAAAAGUACUGCAAAACACGGGCAAAUUCGUGAGUGAAACGCGUGCCGAGGGCGACGAUUUCUUUAAUGAGGCCGGUUAUCGCCAGUCGCGUGAAAAUGACAAAAUCGACUCGAAAUAUGGAUUUGACCGUGUCAAGGAUAGCCAGGAGCGAACCGGCUACCUGAUCAACAUGCACACGAAUGAGAUUCUCGAUGAUGAUCGCCGCCUGGUUGCCGCUCUGGAUUUGUUCUUCAUUCAGAUGGAUGGUUCGCGUUUUAAAUGCACUGUGGCAUAUAAGCCGUAUUUGCUGAUACGUCCCGAGGCGAACAUGCAGCUGGAGGUGGCACGUUUCCUCGGCCGAAAAUAUUCGGGGCAGUUGGCCAGUUUGGAACACAUCAGCAAGGAAGAUCUCGAUUUGGCUAAUCAUUUGGCGGGGCUGCAGCAGCACUACCUUAAGCUCUCGUUCCUAAAUCAGACGGCCAUGACGAAGGUGCGUCGCGAACUAAUGGCUGCAGUGCGUCGCAACACGGAACGCGAGAAAUCCAAUACGUACUACAUGCAAAUGUUGGCCAAUUCCCUGGCCCAGUCCGCUGGCAGCGUUGAUGAUGGCGGCGGCAAGCGACAGCAGGAUUAUAUGGAUUGCAUUAUGGAUAUACGGGAGCACGAUGUGCCGUAUCAUGUGCGUGUCUCCAUCGAUUUGCGCAUCUUUUGUGGCCAGUGGUAUAAUAUACGUUGUCGCAGCGGCGACGAGCUGCCGCUCAUCACUUGUCGGCCGGAUAUAUUGGACAGACCGGAGCCGGUGGUGCUGGCCUUUGACAUAGAGACAACGAAGCUGCCGCUGAAAUUUCCCGAUGCCCAAACGGAUCAGAUUAUGAUGAUCUCGUAUAUGAUCGAUGGCCAAGGCUAUUUGAUAACGAAUCGUGAGAUUAUCUCAUCCAAUGUGGAUGACUUUGAGUAUACGCCGAAGCCGGAGUUUGAGGGCCACUUCAUCAUCUUCAACGAGGAGAACGAGAUGCAGUUGCUGCAGAGAUUCUUCGAUCAGAUCAUGGAGGUGCGUCCGCACAUUGUGGUCACGUACAACGGCGACUUUUUCGACUGGCCUUUUGUGGAGACGCGCGCGGCUGUCUACGAUCUGGAUAUGAAGCAGGAGAUUGGCUUCUCCAAGAUGCGCGACGGCGUCUACUUGAGUCGACCAGCGAUUCACAUGGACUGCCUCUGCUGGGUGAAGCGCGAUUCCUACUUGCCCGUUGGCUCGCAGGGCCUGAAAGCGGUGGCCAAGGCCAAGUUGCGCUACGAUCCCGUAGAACUCGAUCCGGAGGAUAUGUGUCGCAUGGCCGUGGAACAGCCGCAGGUGCUGUCCAAUUACUCCGUUUCCGAUGCGGUUGCCACCUAUUAUCUUUAUAUGAAAUAUGUGCAUCCAUUUAUAUUCGCUUUGAAUACCAUUAUCCCCAUGGAACCCGAUGAGAUAUUGCGCAAGGGAUCGGGCACACUGUGCGAAACGCUGCUCAUGGUUCAGGCGUAUCAUGCGAACAUUGUGUUCCCCAACAAGCAGCAAAGCGAGCUGAACAAGCUCUCCAACGAGGGCCACGUCCUCGACUCGGAGACCUAUGUGGGCGGUCACGUCGAGGCGUUGGAGUCGGGUGUCUUUCGUGCCGACAUCCCCUGUCGCUUUCGCCUCGAUCCGCAUAUGGUCAGCAAGUUGAUGGAGCAGGUGGACGCGGUGCUUAAGCAUGCUAUUGAGGUGGAGGAGGGCAUAGCCCUUGAGCUGGUCAGCAAUUUGGCUGAGGUGAAGCAGGAGAUUGUGCAGGCACUGCAGGGACUACACGACAUACCCAAUCGGCUGGAGCAGCCGGUCAUCUAUCACUUGGAUGUGGGUGCUAUGUACCCGAACAUCAUUCUCACGAAUCGCCUGCAACCGUCGGCAAUGGUCAGUGACAUGGAUUGUGCCGCCUGCGAUUUUAAUAAGCCCGGCGUGCGUUGCAAGCGUUCCAUGGAUUGGUUGUGGCGUGGCGAAAUGUUGCCCGCCUCGCGCAACGAAUUCCAGCGCAUACAGCAGCAGCUGGAAACGGAAAAGUUUCCAUCGCUCUUUCCCGGCGGACCGACGCGUGCCUUCCACGAGCUUUCCAAGGAGGAUCAGGCGGCGUACGAGAAGAAACGACUCUCCGACUACUGUCGCAAGGCAUACAAGAAGACAAAGAUCACCAAACUGGAGACACGCAACUCGACCAUCUGCCAAAAGGAGAACAGCUUCUAUGUGGACACAGUGCGCGCCUUUCGCGAUCGUCGCUACGAAUACAAGGGUCUGACCAAGACGGCCAAGGCAUCGGUUAAUGCUGCUAUCGCCUCGGGCGAUGCUGCUGAGAUAAAGGCGGCCAAGGGACGCGAGGUGCUCUACGAUUCGCUGCAGUUGGCGCACAAGUGCAUCCUCAACUCCUUUUACGGUUAUGUAAUGCGUCGCGGUGCCCGUUGGCAUUCCAUGCCAAUGGCGGGCAUUGUUUGCUUGACGGGGUCCAAUAUCAUCACCAAGGCUCGUGAGAUUAUCGAGCGUGUUGGUCGCCCUUUGGAGCUGGAUACGGAUGGUAUCUGGUGCAUCCUGCCAGGCUCAUUUCCGCAGGAGUUCACGGUGCACACAACGCACGCAAAGAAGCAGAAGAUUAACAUCUCGUAUCCGAAUGCGGUGCUCAACACAAUGGUCAAGGAUCACUUUACCAACGAUCAGUACCAUGAACUGCGCCAGCCGGGGGCGCCCGGACAGCCGCCCAGCUACGAUGUACGAGAUGAGAAUUCGAUAUUCUUCGAGGUGGACGGUCCGUAUCUGGCCAUGGUGCUGCCCGCAGCCAAGGAGGAGGGCAAGAAGCUCAAGAAACGCUAUGCGGUCUUCAAUUUCGAUGGCUCCCUGGCCGAGCUGAAGGGUUUUGAGGUGAAGCGACGUGGCGAACUGCAGCUGAUCAAGAAUUUUCAGAGCUCCGUUUUCGAGUCGUUUCUCGCUGGGAGUACGUUGGAGGAGUGCUACGCCUCUGUGGCCAAAGUGGCCGAUUAUUGGCUGGAUGUGCUGUAUAGCCGCGGCUCCAAUCUGCCCGAUUCGGAGCUCUUCGAGCUGAUCGCCGAGAAUAAGUCGAUGUCGAAGAAACUCGAAGAAUAUGGCGCCCAGAAGAGCACCUCCAUAUCGACGGCCAAGCGUCUGGCCGAGUUCUUGGGCGAGCAAAUGGUGAAGGAUGCCGGCCUGGCCUGCAAAUACAUCAUAUCCAAAAAACCGGAAGGCGCACCUGUGACGGAGCGUGCUGUGCCGCUGGCCAUCUUCCAGUCGGAGCCGAGUGUGCGGCGUCAUCACUUGCGACGCUGGCUGAAGGACAACACCAUGGGCGAUGCGGAUAUACGAGAUGUGCUCGACUGGAACUAUUAUAUUGAACGCUUGGGCGGCACCAUUCAAAAGAUUAUCACCAUACCGGCUGCGUUGCAGGGCUUGGCUAAUCCUGUGCCGCGGGUACGUCAUCCGGAUUGGCUGCACAAGAAGAUGCUAGAGAAGAACGAUGUGCUGAAGCAGCGACGCAUCAACGAGAUGUUCACCAGCAGGCCACGACCCAAACCCGCACUGGGCACCGAGGAUAAGCAAUUGGAAUUGGAAUUGGGCGACAUGGAGGAUUUGGCGGGCAAGCAGGACUCGGAAGCCAGCACCUCCGGCAGACCAAUGGUGACCAAGCGCAAACGUGUCCAACUCGAUGACGAUGAUAAUGAGAGCAAUGCAGCAGAGUCAUCACCACAGCCAAAGACCUGGCGCCAGGCGCUCGGUGCACCACCCGCCAUAGGCGAAACCCGGAAGACGAUCGUGGAAUGGGUGCGCUUCCAAAAGCGCAAAUGGGCCUGGCAACAGGAGAAGCGUCAAAAUUGCCGCCAACAAAGCAAACGUCAGCGUGGUGGCGAUGAUUCAGCAACGGGUGCCGCCUCGUCACAGGCAGCGACUAGGGCAACCACAGCCACGGCCACAUUGGGUGGCUUCCUGCGACGUGCACAACGUACGCUGCUGGAUCAGCCGUGGCAGAUACUGCAACUGGUGCCGGUUAACGAUUUGGGCCAAUUUACUGUGUGGGCGCUCAUCGGCGAGGAACUGCAUCGCAUCCGGCUGACAGUGCCACGGAUUUUCUAUGUGAAUCAACGCAGUGCGGCGCCACCCGAGGAGGGUCAGCUGUGGCGCAAGGUGAAUCGGGUGUUGCCGCGUUCACGGCCCGUUUUCAAUCUGUAUCGGUACAGUGUGCCCGAGCAGCUGUUCCGGGACAAUUGCCUGGGCAUGCUGGCGGAUUUGGCCACGCCCGACAUCGAGGGCAUCUACGAGACGCAAAUGACUCUGGAGUUUCGUGCCCUGAUGGACAUGGGCUGCAUUUGCGGGGUGCAGCGCGAGGAGGCGCGUCGUCUGGCGCUGUUGUCCACCCGCGAGCUGGAGAGCUUUAGCAUUGAGCAGCUGGAGCAGCGACCACAGACACACAUCCGAUAUCUGCAGCAGGCCGGCACAAAGCUGCGCAAAAUUUAUCUGUAUCAGCACAAUAUACCCACGGCCAAGAAGGAGAUGUGGGCACUAUUCCUGCUGCCCAGCAAGAAGGCAUUGGUCUUCGCCUUGGACACGGUGCGUGCUAAUCAAAUGCCCAACAUGAAGCAGCUCUACACAGCGGAGCGUUUGGCCCUGAUCAAGAGUCUGCAGCAGCAGGCACAGGCGGAGAAACUGCCUCCGGAAGAUUUCAGCUUUGAGCUGCUCAUCGAGGUGGAUGUGAAGCAGAUCUACAGGCACAUUCAACGUGCGCUGGCCGCGUACAGGCAGGAGCAGCCGGGACCCACCAUGCUCUGCCUGCAGACGGCAACCGAGGCCCGUAAGCUGAGCGCUGUGAUGCCCGUGCUGCUCGAAUUUCCGCAGGUCCAGAUCCACAUCUCGGACGAUGCCAGUCUGCUGUCGGGGCUCGACUGGCAGCGACAGGGUGCUCGGGCUGUGGUGCGUCAUUUCCUCAAUUUGAACAAUGUGCUGGAAUUAAUGUUGGAUCAAUGUCGUUAUUUCCAUGUGCCCAUUGGCAACAUGCCGCCAGAUACAGUUCUCUUUGGUGCGGAUCUCUUCUUUGCCCGCCUGCUGCAAAAGCACAAUUUUGUGCUCUGGUGGUCGGCUAGCACACGGCCCGAUUUGGGUGGACGCGAGGCAGACGACAGUCGUCUGCUCGCCGAGUUCGAGGAGAGCAUUACGGUCGUUCAGAAUCGUGCCGGUUUUUAUCCGGAUGUGUGCGUUGAACUGGCCCUGGACAGUCUGGCGGUGAGUGCACUGCUCCAAUCGAAUAAGAUCCAGGAAAUGGAGGGAGCCUCAUCGGCAAUAACGUUCGAUGUUAUGCCGCAGGCAUCGCUCGAGGAAAUGAUCGGAACUGUGCCGGCGGCGACAUUGCCCAGCUAUGAUGAGACUGCUCUCUGCUCGGCAGCGUUUCGCGUGAUGCGCUCCAUGGUGAAUGGCUGGCUUCGUGAGGUGUCCAUCAAUCAGAACAUCUUCUCCGAUUUCCAAAUCGUGCACUUCUAUCGCUGGGUCCGCUCCAGUAACGCCUUGCUCUACGAUCCGGCGUUGCGCAGAUCCCUCAACAAUCUGAUGCGCAAAAUGUUUCUGCGUAUCAUUGCCGAGUUCAAGCGUCUGGGCGCCACCAUUGUCUAUGCGGACUUCAAUCGGAUCAUACUCAGCUCGGGCAAGAAGUCGGUGUCGGAUGCGCUGGGCUAUGUCGAUUAUGUUGUGCAGAGUUUGCGCAACAAGGAAAUGUUCCAUUCCAUACAGCUGAGCUUUGAGCAGUGUUGGAAUUUUAUGCUCUGGCUGGAUCAGUCCAAUUUCUCCGGCAUUCGAGGCAGAUUGCCCAAGGGCAUUGAUGAGACAGUCACCUCAAUUGUGGCGGGCAACACAACGUUGCGUCAGAGUCAGGCGAGAAGUGAGCAGGUGGAUGACAGCGACGAUAAUGAUGAUGAUGAUGAUGUGCAAGCACUUGAAGCAGCCCUCGAUGAACAGCACGCGGACGAGGAGGAGGAGGAGGAGCUUGCCUUAGAGCUUAACUGGACCAUUGGUGAGCAGCUGCCGGAUGAGAACGAGUGUCGCGAGAAAUUCGAAUCACUGCUGACGCUCUUCAUGCAAUCGCUGGCGGAGCGCAAGAGCACCGAGCAGGCAAUAAAGGAUAUAUCGCAUUGUGCCUUCGACUUUGUGCUCAAGCUGCACAAGAACUAUGGCAAGGGCAAGCCCAGUCCGGGCUUGGAACUCAUACGAACCAUGGUCAAGGUGUUGAGCGUGGACAAGGGUUUGGCAGAGCAGAUCAAUGAGCUGCGUCGCAACAUGUUGCGCCUGGUGGGCGUGGGUGAGUUCUCCGAUCUGGCCGACUGGACAGAUCCGUGUGAUACGCACAUAAUCAACGAGGUCAUCUGCAAGGCGUGCAAUCAUUGUCGCGACCUGGAUCUCUGCAAGGACAAACAGCGCGCCCUGAAGGAUGGCAUUCCUGUUUGGCUAUGCGCUCAGUGCUAUGUAGCCUACGACAAUGAGGAGAUAGAGAUGCGCAUGAUUGAUGUGCUGCAGCGCAAAGUGAUGUCCUAUGUGCUCCAGGAUCUGCGCUGUGUGCGCUGCAACGAAAUCAAACGCGAAAAUCUCGCUGAGUUCUGCACCUGUGCUGGCAAUUUCGUGCCCCUAAUCAGUGGCAAAGAGAUUGAAACGCUCCUCAACACAUUUAAUAACGUUGCCAGCUACCAUAAGAUGCAGUUGCUCCAGCAAACGGUGCUGCAGGCACUAAAAACUCCCCGUUAAACAUGAGCCAGCGACAUUUAAGUAUUUUCUAAAUAUGGAUUGAAAUUUGUGUUGAUUAAACUCGUUUUACAUUUCAUUUCUACACUUUUAAUUUUCUGUAACUGACUCAUAAUAGUUGGUCACAUUUCGUAAUUUUUCAACCUUUACUCUAAAUUGUAUGGUUUAAGUGAGCUUUUAUAACGCAGCCAAUUUGGUUGUCUACACUUGGCUUCCGGCAGCUGGAGCUGCACCGAAAGAAAUUAUAAAAGUCGGCUGAUCCCAGCAAAACGCUUCCUUAAGUUUUUGAAAAGUGCUAGUUGAAGAAAAAAUCGUAGGUCUGCCAGAAUUCUUUUAUGGUCAAAAUAACGUGGCAACUGUAUCGAAAAUAAGACACUAUUUAGACAAAUCGAAAGCAAAAACAAAAAACUAUAGAAACCACACAAAUGUAUAAAAUAAGAACAACGGAGAACGUUGCAGUCAGGCGUAACCGACUGAGAAAUUCUUUGAUAACAUAACUAAUACCAGCUGAUAGCCGGAAGCAAGGAGCAGAGUGGGCGCAGCCAAAAAAUACCGAGAUGGUUCUUAGUAAUCUUCCUUUCAAUUUUGGUAUCUGUAACUCUUAAAUUGCAGGAGAUAUGGGCUUUUGAGAACUUUGGGCGUGGCAAAAAAGAUGUUG